Molecule: messenger RNA, 1877 nt
Organism: Hypoxylon fragiforme
Lineage: Eukaryota; Fungi; Ascomycota; Sordariomycetes; Xylariales; Hypoxylaceae
Product: glycoside hydrolase family 61 protein
Exons: 4
Coding region: 433-1602 (389 amino acids)
Source: RefSeq, a predicted model, not a curated record
GUAUAAGACGGAUAUCCUCUCUUUCGUCUCAUCUUGUCUCUGUUUAAUUUUUUUUAUUUCUCCUUUUUUUGCCCUUGACACUAUGGUCUUCUUCUUCUCAUAGGGUUGGUUGGCUGUUCAAACUUUACACCCGUGGGUUUCGUAUUGCUUUACCUACCUAGUUUAGUAGGUACCUAGUCAUUCAUUUCGUGCGCAUUUUUUCUCUCCUUCUACAUACUACUUACGUUUAUUCGACCAUUCCAUCCAACUACGACUUCAAGGCCCUUCAAGGUAGUCUAUUCUCUCAUUUCUAGUCGAGCUAGACCUUGUUUUCUCCUCCUCAUAGCAACAGUUGCUUGGACUACCAAAACCCCGAGCACUUGGAUCUCGGACGAUUUAUUCGCAAACACUUUCCUACGAUUUCGACCACCUUAUGUUAGCAUCUCCUUCACCAUGAAGCAAGCCCCCUCUCUCCUUCUCGUGGCUGCGGCAGCCCUGCUUCCUACCAUGGUGGAUUGCCACACUGUAUUUACGACCUUGUUUGUCAACGAAGUAUCUCAGGGAGAUGGAACUUGUGUCAGGAUGUCUAUGGAUCCACAGCAUUGUGUCGAUCCGAUCGAUGGCUUGGACAGCGAUGAUAUGGCAUGCGGGGUUAACGGGGGCAAGGCUGUCGCAUUCACCUGUCCCGCACCGACUGACGGUAAACUCACCUUUGAGUGGCGGCUGUGGGCUGAUGCAGAGCAGCCCGGGGCUCUGGAUCCCUCACACAAGGGCCCUUGUGCCGUAUACGCUAAACAGAUUAAGAACAUGACCACGGAUUCUGCGGCUGGCCCAGGCUGGGUAAAGCUUUGGGACGAGGGUUAUGACGAUGCAAGCGGUAAAUGGUGUACCGAAAAGGUAAUUGAAAACAACGGCUUAAUGUCAAUUGACAUUCCAAAAUCGCUCCCAGGUGGUGACUGGCUCUUUCGCCCCGAGCUUCUGGCACUCCACAACGCCGACAAGGGCGACCCGCAAUUUUACACCGGGUGCGCGCAGGUGUUUGUCCAAAGUGAUAAAACAGGAAAUCUUGACGUGCCUUCCGAGUACAGCGUCAGUAUCCCGGGCUACGUCCAGGCUGAUACGCCCGGGCUCACGUUCAACAUUUACGAGCCCCGGUUUCCAUACCCCAUGCCCGGGCCUAAGGUCUAUCAGCCUGCCGCCGACUCGGAGAUGAAGGCUGCGGUGGCGUCGACUUCGUCUAAGGCUGUACAACAAACUAAAGGCACGAUUCCACCAGAAUACCUCAUCAAGAACGCGAAUUGGGUUGGCGUGGAAGUAUCCAGCUACUCGACCGAGGACGGGUGCUGGAAGGCGUCUGAAGCGUGUUAUGACCAGGCGUCCGAGUGUUAUGACUCGGCUCCGCCGACGGGAGGCGCAAACUGCCGCGUCUGGGAGGAGAAAUGCGACGGUAUCACCGCCGCGUGCAGCGCCGGUGAUUUCAACGGACCUCCGAAUAAAGGAAAGAAGCUUCAGAGCGAUGAUCCGGCCCCACCAGCGGAUAUUCCGGGGGCAGCCAAUACGGAUAUAGAAGUUAGGAGACGGUGGGGGCGACGGGGUACGUCCUUGGCUGCAAGCUUAUCCUAGGUUGGGAAAGGGGCACAGGUAUGUAUCCCCGACCUGACGACCCGCGUCUGCAUAUAAAUGGAAACCUUUUAAGCUGGUCUUGGAAGCUAUUGGGACAAGAAUGCACGAAUGCACGUAAUCUGGAACUAUCAGAGCUACCUACCUUGGUACGUUAGAUACACACCAACCUAACCCAGGUAGGUAGGCAGAUAGGUAGGCAGGUAGGUAGGCAGGUAGGUAGGCAGGUAGGUAGGGACAUCUGGAGAUAGGCAACGUGUUUGGUGUAUGCAUACUGG